Molecule: messenger RNA, 1320 nt
Organism: Coccomyxa subellipsoidea C-169
Lineage: Eukaryota; Viridiplantae; Chlorophyta; Trebouxiophyceae; Coccomyxaceae
Exons: 8
Coding region: 1-1320 (439 amino acids)
Source: RefSeq, a predicted model, not a curated record
AUGACUUAUGCACAUAUCGGCGCAGCCAAGGCUUUCCUGGAGCGGGUUGCGCCGGUUCUGUCAGCACCCGACAGGGGGCGCAACGGCGGCUGCAACGGCGCCGAGCCGCCGCUGCUGGCGGCCACUUUAGGCAGCCUGGCUGACGUGGCGCAGGAGUGCCUGUCCCAGGUGGAUGCCUCAAAUAGCGGUGGUGGGGAGGGAGCCAAAGCAGGCGUGAGGAUCGCUGCCGUGGUGGCCCUACUCAUCUCGAUGGGCGCUGAGCUGGCGCCAGGUCAGCACAGCAUCAUCGCUUCCGCACACCGUGGCACAGCCGCCGCCCCAGACGGCCCCUCAGAGACAGCGGGCGAUGAUGACUUUGAUGAUUUUGAAGAGGCAGCCGAGGAGCUUCACCCCAUAGCAGACAAGUCAGAGUCAGCACAGGAGGCAGAAGCUGAUGUAGAUCCAGCGUCUCUGCAGAGUUCCGCUGCACCAGAAGAGGUGGCAGGGGCAGAGAGUGGAAAGUUGCCUGGCGAGAAUGCAGAAGGCGGUACAUUAGCCGGGGAUGCAGCUAGUGAGCAGGAUGCAGCUAGUGGGGAGGCAUCAGGGCAGAGGAGAACUCCGGAUGUGGAGAGGAUACAGCAGCAAAAUGGGACGGCGGGCAGCAGUGGAAAUGCAGGCACAUCCGGCGCCGAUGGCAGGAGAGCCUCCAUUGACUUGGCGGCCCGGGAGCGCUGCCUGAAGGUGCUCGAAGCUUGCUGCAGCUGCAGCGCGCAGCCUUCACUGCAGGCGGCGGCGCUGCAGGCGGUGAGGGGGGCGCUGCAGAGGAGCCAGGCCGGCGGCGGUGCCUCCUCUGCACAGAUGGGAACGCCCCAGGCCGGCUGGGCCUGGGACUGUGCUGCGCGCGCUCUGCCGGCAGCCGCCGCAGACGUGCAUGCGCUCAUGCGCGGAGGGGACGCCGCCGGACUCGGCGCCGGCGAAGUGCAGAAAGGGAAUAACUUCGCUGAAACCGCUGCCCAGGUUGUGGCUGAGACUCUGAAGCUGUCAGUUGCUGCGCUGCCGGCAGCUGGAGACCGGGCAGGGGCGCUGAUGAGCACCCUCCUCAUCUUGCUUGUCGAGGUGGCGUCGCCUGAGGGAGCGCCAAAUUUGGCGCUGCGUGACCUGGCGGUCAAGUUAGUCACGCUGGUGGCGUCGGGGCCGUCUGCAGCGGCGUUCCAGGCCACCGCAGCAGUCAAGGCGUCUGCCGCGCCUGCGCCACGGUCAGCCGCUGUGGCCAACGGGAGCAGGGUGCCAAUCGGCGCGCCGCCGGCCAUAACACUGCAGAACUUUGCGCUCAGGAGCUGA